AACCAAUCAGAGGUUAUCGAGAAAAUUAGACAGCACUGAUUUUCACGUGGUUUUGAUAAGACUUCGCAACAAUCAUGAAUAAUAUGAAUAAAGUACAAUAUCUUAUUGUUGAUACGAGUGCUUUUAUAAAGAAUGCUGCUUUACAGGAUAUUGGAGUCAAUAUUUUGACUGAACAAGCUGUUGUUGAUGAAAUCACAAAUAAGAGACAAUUAAGAAGAUUAGUUGUACUACCCUAUGAUUUAAAAAUUCAAGAAGCUUUUACGGAAAAUAUUAAAUUUGUGACUGAGUUUGCUAAGAAAAGUGGUGACUAUACAAGCCUAUCUGCUACUGACAUUAAAGUGAUUGCACUCACUUAUCAGUUGGAGAAGGAAAAAGUUGGAACAUCUCAUUUGAAGGAUGCUCCAACAAUAAGGAGCAUUAAAUCUACUGCUGAGAGAAAAGAUGAAGAUGAUGUUAAGCUACCAAUUGGUUUUUAUAUGCCAAAUAAAAGUGAAAAACCAAAAUUGGAUCAAAAUACCACAGAAUCUUCUUUAAAUGAUGUGGAAAAACAGAAAAUACAAGCUACUUUACAUACUUCUGAUAGAUCUGAUCAGUCAGAUAAUGAAGCAUCGGAUGUUGAAGAAACUAAAACAGGAAUUUUGGCUGAAAAAUUUGCUAAACUAACAUGCAAUCCAGCAGAUUUAGAAAUUGAAGGUGAAAAUGAAGAUACGAAUGUUGUAGAUGAUAUUCUUGCUCCAGUUGAUGCAACAUCUGAAGAUGACCAAAAUGACAGGGAAUCAACUGAAGAUGAAGACGACGAUGAUAACGGUUGGAUCACACCAGGAAAUUUUGCUGACUUAAGAAAACAAAUGGAUCUGGAAAUUCUCGAAGAGAAAUCUGCAACCGUUGCAUGUUUAACGAUGGAUUUUGCAAUGCAGAACGUUCUUAUGCAAAUGGGAUUGAAUGUAGUUUCAUUGGAUGGCAGAGUCAUUAAACAAAUGCGGACUUUCAUAUUCAGAUGUUAUGCCUGUUUCAAGACCACAAGUGUUAUGACAAAGAUUUUCUGUCCACAUUGCGGCAACAAGACACUGAAGAAAGUGGAAGUCAUUUUAGAUGAGAAUGGAAAACAACAAAUUCAUAUAAACUUCCAAAGACCUCUCUCGGCUAAAGGAAAGAAAUUCUCAUUGCCAAUGCCGAAAGGUGGAAAACACGCAAACAAUCAUUUAUGUGAAGAUCAGCCAGUACCAGAUCAACGUCCGUCGCGUUUAGCGCGUAAAAACAAUCCGCUCCAUGAAGAUUAUAUAGCUGGUUAUUCUCCAUUCAUUAUGCGUGAUGUAAAUUCGAAAUCAGCUAUGUUGGGUAUAAGACCAGAUAAUACUAUUAAAUACUGGAUGAAAAAGAAUCCUAAUGAAUGUAGGAAGAAACGAAAAUAAAAAUUAUAUUUUUAUUACACAU
Messenger RNA from Linepithema humile (Argentine ant), 1434 nucleotides. Its product is annotated as RNA-binding protein NOB1. Gene Ontology annotation, biological process: ribosomal small subunit biogenesis; maturation of SSU-rRNA. Gene Ontology annotation, molecular function: RNA endonuclease activity. Gene Ontology annotation, cellular component: preribosome, small subunit precursor. The record is from RefSeq and is a predicted model, not a curated record. NCBI's taxonomy places the organism in Eukaryota, Metazoa, Arthropoda, Insecta, Hymenoptera, Formicidae.